AUUACUGUGCAGUGAUUGGUUAGGGGGAGGGGAGAUGGUUACAUUACUGUGCAGUGAUUGGUUAGGGGGAGGGGAGAUGGUUACAUUACUGUGCAGUGAUUGGUUAGGGGAGGGGAGAUGGUUACAUUACUGUGCAGUGAUUGGUUAGGGGGAGGGGAGAUGGUUACAUUACUGUGCAGUGAUUGGUUAGGGGGAGGGGAGAUGGUUACAUUACUGUGCAGUGAUUGGUUAGGGGAGGGGAGAUGGUUACAUUACUGUGCAGUGAUUGGUUAGGGGGAGGGGAGAUGGUUACAUUACUGUGCAGUGAUUGGUUAGGGGGAGGGGAGAUGGUUACAUUACUGUGCAGUGAUUGGUUAGGGGGAGGGGAGAUGGUUACAUUACUGUGCAGUGAUUGGUUAGGAGGAGGGGAGAUGGUUACAUUACUGUGCAGUGAUUGGUUAGGAGGAGGGGAGAUGGUAACAGCGGUGAAAUUGUUGCACUGGAGUCGGUGGGAGCAGUUGCUGGUGUUGGCAGCUCAGUGGCUGCAGACAUUCAAACCAGUUCUGGGGAGUGAAGAAAACCGAUGAAAAACAAGUUACAACUUUAAGCUGAACAAGUCCUGAGCACUUCUCUAACCCCCUCCCACCACCUCCACCACCACCACCUCCACCACCACAUGGGCAAACACACACAUGUGACAGAAGAUCAACAGCUCCUGACAGAAAAGUGACCAGAAAAACAUGUUCAUAUCCAACACUUGCAAAGAGAACAGCAACACCAUGAAUUCGGAAAAGCUCUCCACCGAAUACCUCAUUUGCACCAACUGUCAGAAGGUUCUCCGCAAGGAAAAAGGGGCGAGAGUACCUCGCCCUCUGACAACAGGACCAAGUGCCUUUAUACCAGCAACAGAGAUUGUCCAAGCCAACUCUGUAGAUGGGCAUACCGACUUGCUAUUUCUGGAAGAAUACUCCACCACCGGUCACCUUGACAACGCCACACAAGUCAUGGGUUUGCAUCCUCAAUACCUGGAAUCCUUUCUCCGAACCCAGUAUUACAUCUUGCGUAUGGAUGGACCUCUCCCUUUUGAGCACAGGCACUACUUAGCUAUAAUGGCUGCAGCUAGACAUCAGUGUUCGUAUCUGAUAAACACUCAUGUCAAUGAGUUCCUUCAGGUAGGUGGAGAUGGAGAGUGGCUGAAUGGUUUGGAACACAUCCCACAGAAACUGAAGAAUCUCAAUGAGAUCAACAAAAUCCUGGCACACAGGCCCUGGCUGAUCACCAAGGAACAUAUCAAGAAAUUGCUUAAAACUGGAGAGAACAGCUGGUCUCUGGCUGAGCUGGUCCAUGCCAUGGUCCUGUUGGCGCAUUACCAUGCCUUGGCAAGCUUCGUUUUCGGAAGUGGAAUUUACCCGGAGAUUGACCAAGAUAGCAGCCAGAGCUUCAGGGCACCGGCCAUCAGCAACUUCUGUGGCUGUAGCGUCACCAAUCAGAACAACAAAGAGGAUGUCCUAUUUAUGAACAGCAGUCCUGGGACCUCAGACUCGGUCAGUGAGCUGGAAAAUCUAAUGGAAAGAAUGAAGAGACUCCAGGAAGAGAAGGAAGAAGAGGAAGAAGCAUCACAAGAGGAGAUGGCAACACGGUUUGAGAAAGAGAAAAAGGAGAGCCUUUUAGUAGCCACUGGAGCUUUCGAAGAUGAGGUAAUUCCAACCUCUUACAUAUCUCGCUAUGUAGAAGACCCAAGCUUUGGGUAUAAAGACUUUGCCAGACGUGGAGUUGAUCACCUGCCGACGUUUAGAGCACAGGACUACUCCUGGGAAGACCAUGGCUUUUCUCUUGUGAACAGACUUUAUUCCGACAUUGGCCACCUGUUGGAUGAAAAAUUUCGCAUGGUCCGCAAUCUAACCUACAACACUAUGGCAAUACAUGAAGACGUGGACACAACCACAUUAAGAAGAGCUAUAUGGCACUAUGUUCAUUGUAUGUUUGGUAUAAGAUAUGAUGAUUACGAUUAUGGUGAAGUCAAUCAGUUGCUGGAACGUAGCCUGAAAGUUUAUAUCAAGACAGUGACCUGCUAUCCUGAGAGAACCACAAAACGCAUGUAUGAUAGCUAUUGGAGGCAGUUCAAACACUCUGAAAAAAUUCAUGUUAAUUUUCUGUUAAUGGAAGCGCGUAUGCAGGCAGAACUCCUGUAUGCUCUGCGUGCCAUAACUCACUACAUGACCUGAAGGUGGAGGAAUGCUGACAUUUCUUGCAUCAAGACUGAUGAUGGAUGACCCACGAAUGAAACUAAAUCAGUAUCCAUGCUGAUUCUCAGUUACCAGGACAAUACAUACGAAGCCCAUUCUCAAUGAUUGCCCCAAUCUCUGUGGCAAUGAUGUGCGAUUUAUGCUGUUUGUAAAUUAACCAAAAUGUUGACACUAAAGUUUUAACACUGAAACGUUAGCACUGCUUUACUUCUAAUCACUCACCAGAUUUCCACACUCUUGGUGUACAUUUGGCAAUGCUACUGUUCUUGGUUAUAGUCAUCAUUAAUGUGAAGGGGGAGGGGUUUGAGGGCCUUGGUUGUUUGGAAAAUGGGCUCUUAGCCAAAUGUGAAUUGGACAGAAAACUCAUAUCUACAAAGUAUUGUUUGCUUUAAAUUUAACGUGAACGUUUUUCUCUUCCUGUGAAUUGCUUUCUUAUUUGCAUUAUAGCAAAAUUCUGUUUGCACAUCUGCCUUUUUAUAAGCUAAAUUCAGGAGUUCCGUAGACCCAUGAUGUAGGAACCUGGUUCACUGAAGACAGACAAGCAGUUAAACAAUAAGUAUAUUUGUCUGUGUGUGCAUGUGUUGAUAUAUGUGUUUGUGUGUGUGUGUGUAUGUAUAUGUGAUCUCAUCUAAAAUGCAGCAUGCAUUUCUGAUCUACCUGUUGAUUAUCCUAGCUUGUGUUUGACUAUAGCCACAAUCCUUCAUGUGUACCUCUUUUCGUUUUCUUAGUCUGGAAUGUAACCAUCCAUAAUAAAAUGGAAAUUAGUUUGUAUAUAUAUAUAAAAACACAUAGGACUGGUGAAAAUAUUACUACAUGGCAGCCCUGUUAUAAUGCUCCUGUUGUGGUAUAUCAAGGUUUUGCUUCUAACUUUGAUGUCCUGAGUUAUACCUGGCUUCUGGCAUUAACUAGUCAGCUUUAGGCCUAAAAAAUGCUAACUUCUGAGUCUUAGGUCAUCCCUGGCAUCACGUCCUGUCCAUUGCAUGCACAUUGAUGUAACUUCCUGUACAUUGUGUAUGCCUCCUAUGCACAGGAAGCAGCACUAACAUCGCUUUGCGAAAAAAGUGAGGUCAGUGCUACUUGCACAUGCGAACAACACAUAGGAAGGGAUGUUGGCAGCAAGCUGACGUCCUGGAAAUUUGCCAUUUUUCACACUUUACUUAUAACACAACUGCUGAGAUAUUGGACCCAGAGGAUCUCACAGUAAUGAGUACCUUAAUAGUCGGAUUAACAGUGUAUGGCUUCGGUAGAAUUGCAAAGGGAUGGGGAUAAGUGAUGAAUGAUAAUAUGAGUUGCAUAAACCAUAUGUAAUUGCUGGAGUUUGUUGUGUGAGUUGUGUCAACCAAUGUUAACACAUACAUUAUUUACAGGUGCACUUAGUUAUGUAAAUUGACAGCCACUGAAAUCUUUACAGAGAUUGCAUAAUUGCCCCCCAAUAGUAGCAUUUACUUGGUAGGUUUUAGUCUUGAAUAGAGAAAAUUGAAUGUUAGGUUGUGUGCAGAGUUCAUUGUAAAUAUUGUUCCCCCAAAGUUCCACUUUUUGUUCACAGUUCCUAUUAAAUUGCAUUUAUGUUUGUUUUCCUAAGGUAAGGUAGACGCAGAAACAUUCUCCAUCCUAGCCAAUUACAGUCAGGAAUUUGUAUUAUUUGAGACGGAUUUACUCUAUGUCCUUAGGAGUUUGACAUUUAGGGCAUUGGAGGAGGAGAACUACUCCUUAAUUUGCCAGUGUUUCAUUACUUGUUCAAAUGGAAAGGAAGUUCAGUGGAAAUUUUUUAUUGUGAAUUGGGUUUGAGGUUUUAAGUGAAGCUAUGACUGGAAGUAAAAUUGGGACUUAAUAGUUAAUGUUAAUACUGGAGAAUUGUACUUGCAAAGAAGCAUAGGUUUGUUCUAGAUAAAAUCUGGUUAAAUUUGGAUAAGAGAGAUUGAGUGGUAAAGUGAGAGAGAGCGAUGAGUAAAACUGUAUAUUUAGCAGACAAAAUCUGUUUUAAAAAUCUAUAUGUAAAGCAUCAAAAUUCUAGCUGUAUCUACAAGGGCACUUUGAGAAACUAGGUCAUCUUUUGCCAAUGAGCGGAGCUUUCGUCAGUAAACGAAACAAUGAAGUCCAUACACACAAGCUGACCCAUAGGACUUGUCUAGUAUAAAAAGCUCUAUAUGUCAGAUUAGAGAUCUGCCUUUGAAGUGGCUACAGUGGGACAUUUAGUAUUUCACAUCAAUGUCUAAUUAUUGGCCAGUGAAGCGCCGAUCAAUUGAAACUGUGAAGUUGCAGUAAAUAAUUAGGUUUAGUUUUUUUUAAAAAAAGGAGUGGCAGCAUCACUGAGCUUAGCUGUCAUUAGUUGUGAUCAUUUUUUAUUACACACUCAUAGUUAAGGCGAGAGUGAGAUAUCAGCUAGUGUUAUUAAUAGGGAGGAGAAAUACAAAUGUACCAAAGGAAAGUGAUGUAUUUUUGUUCUGUUACUGCACAUUUCCGGUUAAGACUGAGUGAUGAAUGUCACAAGGUGGUGGGCCUGAGUGUUUGAUGCCUUAUUUUAGGAAACAAUCUAGGUUAGGAUUAAGACCAUCAGAAGAAUUCUGUUGCUAGUCAUCAAACAGAAUUAGAUAAGGUUCCGAACUGAAUUCAGUAGCAUUUGAUUUUUCAGAAUUUGGUGUUGUGUAUACUUGGCAUUGUGUUUUCUUAUUCAAGGAUCGGGCUAGUGUAGAAAUGAGAGUACCUUUUACAACAAUCUAUUACCCUUAGUGAUUUCCUGGGAAGAUCAUUGCUACCCAAUGCACCCUCGACUGUGGGUUCUAACAAUUGCAGAAAGUUGUUUGACCAGAAUGUUGUGUGGCAGCACGUCUUUGACUUUUCUACAUAAUAAAUGCUAAUAAUAUCUAGAUAGAAAAUACUGACAAUAUUGAAGCGUGCUAAUAUAAUAUAAAUUUCUGGUUAAACCCUCUAAAUACUGACCAUUUCUGAGCUUGGAUUCUUACUAAAAACACACAAUUCCACAGAGCAAAUCCUAUUGUGUGUUGGUUUCUUUAUAUGUUUAUUUGAAACACAGGAGGGGUUCACUUUGUGCCAAAAUUAUCACAAAUGUAUGAAAAAUGCAGUAGAAAUGUACAUUCAGUGACAAGUAAUCCAUCAGAAACUACCUCCGUGUAGCACUUUCGGCACUACAGUAAUUGAAACUGAACAACUGGCAUCAAGGAGGUUAUAAGAGUCGGGACUGAUGUGUUUAAUGGUCAUUGUGCAGAUACUUUGAUGGUACACUACUAUGUAGCUUUCUAUCUGAAGAAGGACAUAUUUUCUAAUUUUAAAUGGAAAUGCCUAGUUUAUUAUCAACUCUCAUCAUCAUAGCUCAGCUAUCUUACAAAAUUCGCACAAAAAAGCAUCUUUUAAGAAAAGGAGAUGUGUAAUUUCCUUGUUGAAGAUUUGCACAAACCUCAUUACGUCUGAAAUUUUAUUGGUGACGUGCUGUCCUGACCAGCACAACACUUGUCCGAUAUGAAGAAACUGGCCUUACUUGAAAAGUGAUGGUUGCAUCUGUUGUACUUAUUAAGUGCUGUACUCGUGUUGCUCUAAUCUUAAAUGCAGCUUUAAAAUUGAAGUGUACACUUGUCAAUGCAGUGCUACUCAUUAGUGACAACAGAAGGUGAUUUUGAUCUUGUUUGCAUUGUUGGCUUAGUUGUCAUGCAUGGAGUUACCGGCGCAUGCAGUUCUUGUGUGCCUGCACAUGUCCAUUAAUACCCAUGUGUUUCACAGUGGAGUACAGUGCUAAUGUCUCCUGUAACCUGGUUAUCAUUCUGGAGAUGGAAUAACGAAUAUUCUCUCUGGGAGCUGUGGUUCAUGUCGCAAGAUAAGUGCUCAAAUAACAGUAAAAAGCAUUAUACUUUAGAGCAGUCGUGGCCAACUCGCAUGGCUUGUGGGGCUGUCAAGAAGCCCCCCACCCAACCAACCUCCGAACAUUAGCACUAGCACUAGUCCACGUUCGAUUGGCAGUGUGUUUCCAAAUUUUUCUUGAUUGAAUAUUUCUUGAUUUAUGGCAUAAAUAUUCAAUCACGAAAAUGCAUUUUGUUGGCCAACCAAAAGUUCAGUCACCACUGCUUUAGAACAACCAGAGUGCAUAGAACUUUGUAAAUGGCCGAAAUAAGGAAAUUUGAUGUGUUGGUUUCUGAAGAUGUGAAAAUGAUAGCUGAAAGCACCACCGCCAAAAGUAGGGAUGUGAAACCUUUUGAAUGAGUUUUUCUGAGGUGUGUGCUGGCAAAAAAAAACUGGAUUUAAAUUUAAGUAAUGGGGACUAAAACUUGAAAUCUUUUCUAAUACCUUAAUUUUCUGGAUGACUAAACAUAAUGAAUGUAUAUUCCUAUUGUGCAUCUAGACUAAAGUAAGCCUUGAGAGCCAUAUGUUUGAAUUGGCAAUUGCUUUGAUAAGAAAUGUUUAGCUUUUUUUUGUUACACUAUUUUAAACUGAAGUAUUUUUGUGGUGCGUGCUGACGUUUUCUUGUAGUUUCUAUUUUUUUUUGCUUUGUUAGUAAUCCCAACAGUAUUAACACAAAUAAUCAAUCUUGGAUGGUUUCCUUGGUACUAUGUACAUUCAAUGAUUAUAAUCAAAAACAAGAUGUUCUGCCUCUUAGGUUUUAUGCUUUAUGUAUGAUCUACUGUAUAUGAAGCAAGAUAUUGUAAUGCAUGAGACGAGCAUAAUGGCGUUAUCCAUUUCAGCGCAGCUGCCUUGUCUUGUAUUUGAAAAAAGCUGCAUUAGAACAAGGUUCACUAAUCAUUUCCAGAUACAAACUAUGGCUCUGGCAGUAUUUGACAUAACAUGUUUAAUAAGUAUAGGGAGCUAAAUAAUGUCUUUUAUAAAAUUUUGUCUGACUAAUUCAUAUAUUUGGUGAGAAAAAUUAUCCCUGGUACCUGCAUUGAGUGGACAAAGUGGACAAUGAAAUGAGUUCAUGGUGGUCUGCAGCUAAUGGGGAUUUUUUUUUUUGCUUUUUCACAAUGUUUUUCAAUUAAUUCUUGCAAAAGUGUUCAGUUAACAUUUUCUGAUUCUUUUGCCUGUGUGUUUUUUUUCUAAUUUUCUACUGAAUGUGAUUCUAGUUGUGACCGAUAUUUAAUAAGGUGGUUCAGUUAUUUUUUUUUCUGUGUGAAUAUUUACUUUUUUAGUGUCCGACUUGGAAGAAAACAAACAAAAAAAGCAUCAAAGUGUUGGGUUUGAUGCAGAUGGUGUAUUGCAUUGCGCUUUGGUUAGCAAGGCUGCUUGACUGGUAAUGGUUUCUUAUGUUCAGUUUCACACCUUAGUGACUGUGGAACUAGUGCAUUCUUUACUUAACCAUGUAUUUCAGUACUUGAUGGAUGAUGUGCACUUUUUCAUGAGGUUUCAAAAGUUAUAUUUAUAGGUACGGAACAAUGGGGAUGGUUUGUAAAGAAAGAUCACCUUUAUAUUUGCAGAUUUCUUUUCACUGUUAUCAUUGGAGGGGGGUAAAAUCUCUCAUUGUUUCAAUAAAAUCAAAAAAUUAAA
This is a messenger RNA of Callorhinchus milii (elephant shark), 7712 nucleotides long. RefSeq names its product sestrin-3. The transcript has 10 exons. The record is from RefSeq and is a predicted model, not a curated record. Gene Ontology annotation, molecular function: L-leucine binding; oxidoreductase activity, acting on peroxide as acceptor. Gene Ontology annotation, biological process: positive regulation of macroautophagy; cellular response to leucine starvation; cellular response to L-leucine. The coding region runs from base 720 to 2204 and encodes 494 amino acids. Gene Ontology annotation, cellular component: nucleus. NCBI's taxonomy places the organism in Eukaryota, Metazoa, Chordata, Chondrichthyes, Chimaeriformes, Callorhinchidae.